UCUCGUAGUAGGUGGUGACAAAGUAACUCUAUUGGUCAAUUAGCAAGGAACUUUUACUUAGACUCAGGUUUAAGUUCAAUAGUAAGGUAAAGGGGAUAGUUUCAGAGAUCGAUUUACACUGCUUGCCAUACCAACACGUUACUGGUCGAUCAGUUUAUAGAUGAUCGUUUCUAUACAGUACCUUGUUACUACUACAGUAGCAUUGCUUAACAGCUUAUUCCGUGGUUACUAUUUGCAAGUCGCAAGCUAGCCCAUAACAGUAUCAACUAGCCCUAUGUUAUCACAACUUUAACAAAGCAAUCAGCAAAGGUUCUUAUCAGUACAGCUGUGUUUGCGCGCCAAAAUGCACGCUUAGAAACUAGAGAUAUCCGCACUCGGCAGUACCUUAGAAGUUUAGAAGUAAUAGAGCUGGUGAGUUACGUCGUGUAAGUCCAAAUAUUUUUCAUUUGAAACGUAAACAUGGAGACAACAGACGAGAAAAACAGGUUAGGAAAAAUUAAAUCCUUUAUAAAGACGAAAACUGAUUUUUUAAUAGAAUAUGAAACAGGAGAAUCGGCGAAAUUGACCAUUCUGAACCGACACGUAUUCAGAUAUCACAUGUCGCCGACCGGGAACUUCCCUGAGUACCCUACGCCUAACAACAACGAUGAUGAAGCCAGAAUAAAUCACAAAAGGGUCAGUGAAUACGAGACUGAACCGUUCAAACUCUCCCUGCUCGAAGAAGACAAAGAAUUUCACAUCGUCGAUACUAAUGAGAUAAGAAUACAGUUUGAUAAAACGAAUAGUGUUAUGUCGAUAGUCGAUCGGAGAACCGACGAAGUGGUUCUCAAAGAAUACCAACCAAUAUUCUAUGACUAUGGCGUCAUCGUUCAAGAGUUGAAACAACACAACAAUGAAUAUUUCUUCGGAGGGGGCAUGCAAAAUGGUCGCUUCAGUCAUAAAAAUGAGGUCAUUGAAAUUGUAAACAACAACGAGUGGGAUGAUGGUGGUAUUGCCUCUCCUUGUCCAUUCUUUUGGUCCACGCGUGGGUACGGCGUGCUCCGUAACACUUGGCAACCAGGAAAUUAUGAUUUCGGUUCGGAAAACAAAGACAAAAUCGAAACUAUGCAUUAUGGUGAAGAUUUCGAUGCAUUUUACUUUAUAAAUAAGAAACCAAAGGAUAUUCUAAACGAUUAUUUCGAGCUAACUGGAUUCCCUAUAUUUAUGCCAGAAUACGCGUUUUAUGAAGCCCAUUUGAACACCUUCAAUCGCGAUUACUGGGUAAAGGUUACGCCGGAAACGAAAGGCGCGAUCUUGUUUGAAGACGGCGAAUUUUACAAAAGUUUUCAGCCCAGCGAGAUCGGUAACAAAAAAGGUAUAUUAGAAUCAUUGAACGGAGAAAAUAAUAAUUACCAAUUUUCCGCGAGAGCUAUGGUAGAUAGAUAUCGAAAACACGAUAUGCCACUAGGUUGGUUCAUACCAAACGAUGGAUAUGGCUCGGGUUACGGCCAAACGGACACGUUGGACGGCGAUAUCGAAAACUUAAGGGAAUUCGUGCGAUAUUCAAACAAUAAAGGGGUACAAGUUGCACUUUGGACCGAGUCUAACCUCGAACCCAAGGAUCCAAAAAAUCCUAAGAAAAGCGAACGAGAUCUUUGCAAGGAAAUUAGCGUAGCAGGGGUCGUCGCUUUGAAAUGUGAUGUGGCUUGGAUAGGCAGCGGCUACUCUUUCGGGCUGAACGCAGUCGAAAAGAGCACGAAUAAAUUUACUGCUAGCACUAGAAACAAGGCUAGGCCCCUGAUAAUAAUGGUUGACGGUUGGGCUGGAACUCAGAGAUACGCAGGCAUUUGGAGUGGAGAUCAAUCUGGGGGCGAAUGGGAAUACAUACGUUUCCACAUCCCCACUUACAUCGGUACCGGUUUAUCUGGCCAGCCUGUCGUUGGUUCAGAUAUGGACGGAAUUUACGGCGGUGGGCAUAGAGAAAUUAAUAUUCGUGAUUAUCAGUGGAAAACUUUUACACCAUUGCAACUAAAUAUGGACGGCUGGGGUAAUACACCGAAAACCCCGUUCAGCUUUGACGUUGAAUCAACGAACAUAAACAGAGCUUACUUGAAAUUGAAAUCUAUGUUACUACCUUAUAAUUACACUAUCGGUCACGAAUCAACUAAAGGUUUGCCAAUGAUAAGGGGUAUGUUCUUGGAAUUUCCGAACGAAAUACCUGCCUACACGUUGGAAUCGCAAUACCAAUACAUGUGGGGUCCAAGUCUGUUAGUAGCCCCUAUCUACUGUAACUAUAAGUCCUCGGAUGGUGAUUCAAUUAGACAUGGAAUUUAUCUUCCAAAUCCAAAACAGAUAUGGAUUGAUUUGUUUACGGGUGAAAAAUAUAUUGGCGGUAAAAUCUACAACAACUUUAACUGCCCGCUGUGGAAGAUUCCCGUUUUUGUUAAAGAUGGUGCAAUCAUACCGUUCGUGAACCCUAAUAAUAAUGUAACUGAAGUACAAAGGGAUAAAAGAAUAAUUAGAAUAUAUCCGAACAAUGAAACCACCUUCGAUAUUUACGAAGAUGAUGGCAUAACUACUGAUUAUUUAGAUAGAAUAUCGGCUACAACGCGUGUUAAUGUAGAAGGUCCACCUUCUAAUGAGCGCGGCGACUUAUACAUACACAUCCACAAAACAAAAGGAUUCUAUAGAAAUAUGGUUGUAAAUCGAUCAACAAUUUUACAAAUCAUCGUAUCUAAAGACGUUGAGCUUGUAGAAGUUUUGGUCAAAGGAGAAUCCAUUAAAAUUAACAAAGUUGAAACUGAUGAAUCAUUCGAAAAGAAAGAGAACAUUUAUUAUUACAAAAAAGAUUUUUACGCGAACCCGUAUCUUGCGGAUUGUGGUGGCGAGGCAAUUAAGCAAAAAUGUGUAUUAAUCAAAAUACAAAAGGUCGAUAUUACAGUAGAAGAUAUAAUAAUAAAAGUGAACGGAUUCGCAAAUGAAACACCUAUAUUGGGUAACGUUGUAAAUAUUGACAAAAAUAUAAAAACACCCGCUUCGUUUACCGUUGAGGAGAAGAAAAUUACUGGAAACAGUAUUACUUUAAAAUGGAAUGAAACAGAAAACGCAGAUUACUACGAAAUAGAAAAAGACAGCUUUAUUUAUAGCUAUAUAAUCGGUGAUAUAUUCACAUUCAACGAUCUGAAAUGCCACAGCGCAUAUUCAUUCAGAAUUAGAGCUGUAAGCCCCGUUGGCGUAUCAAAGUGGAGUUAUUUGAUUACGGUCGAAACAGCCCAAAGUUUGUAUGAAAAUGCCCUAAAAGACGUACAGGUUUCAUGCAAUAUACCCUGUGAGGGUGGCCAGGAGGUACAUAAUCUUACCAACGGUAAAAAGAGCAUAUGGCACACAUGUUGGUCCAAACAACACCAAGCUUACCGAGAAACAGGCGGCGUCAUUAGGCUGACUUUCGAUUUAGGGGAUAUUUACCCAAUCAAGUUAAUAGAAUACACACCGCGCCAAGACGCCGGCAACGGAACAAUACUGCUAUUGCAGUACAAAUGUUCUAUUGAUGGGGAACAUUGGACUAAAGAUUCCGAUCCUAUAAAAUGGGAUUUAGAUAAUAAAGUCAAGACUAUUGCACUAAGUGGCGACAAAUUUAGAUACAUUCAAAUACACAUUUUGAAGUCGAUAGGUGGAUUCGGUUCGGGCGAAUCUAUCAGGUUCUAUCCAUAAUUGAAAUUCAAAGAACAUUGUAAACGAACAAAAACAUUUAUUAAAUAUAUAUAUUAUUUCAUUACAUUCUUAACUAUAUAGGUAUUUAAUUUUCCUGAAGUUCUUCGGCAUUUCUCACAGCGAUUAUAUUACAAACAUGCGAAUUUCUAUCGAAAACGCAGCUAAUAGACAGGUCUUCUAACACACAACUGUAUUCGUGAUCCGGAUACCUGCCUCUGACGUAAUUCGACCUUGGAUCUUCAGACAAAAGACUUUCAAUGUUACUUUUGAAGGCAUCCGCUCUAUCCCCAAUUAAGUCAUGAAGACGGGCCAGUGCAUCAUCAGUGAAUCUAACGUCGUAUCUCUGUGAAGCAGGGUUGUUUAUCCACGCGGCCACUCUUAUGCCGUCGUGCCUUAUACUUUGAUUUGCCGACUGCGGUGGAGUGAACCUUUCUUGACCAUCCGGAUCUCCGCGUUCAGCAUCCGGCCUACGUAAAGGCGACCUUGGAUUCCCAUCAACGUGGUCGACACCAGAUGGGGAGUCCGGAAAUUCUGAUAGUGGGGCUUGCAUGUUGCUGAGUCUUGACUCUGGUGAAGGUAUAUCUUCAAAUGGACUUCUACAAGGAGAAUCGAUAUCGAUUGGUGUCGCAAUUCUGGAACUUAAGCCGUAAAGCGUAUGAAAAGUGUAGUACUUUACAACAUACAGAAAUAUUCCAAUAAAGCUUAAUAUCGUACAGAACUGUUAGCACCUUAAAAAAAUCUUGGUAUAUAAAUACUCAAGUUUCAUGUCCUAUUUCAUGCCAUUUCAUAAUAAAAAAUUGCAGCAUACACUUUAUCGUUUUUGAAGUUCUCAUUUCGUAUGACAAGAAAUUAAAAUUAAAGAAAUUAUGAAAUGUAACAAAAAAAAAGAGACUACCUACAUUUGAAUUAAACCUAACGAGUUUUAUUUUCUGUCUUGUCAUCGCUGUUUAAUUCGUUUACUAACAAGUUAAAUUUAUAUUUGAAUUACAUCAACAUACCUUCCAAUGUCUAACCUAUGGUCACCAAUAUUAACAUUCACCAUGUCAUCGACCACAUUGCUUAUUCCCUCUGUCCGUGGUCGAACAGAGCUUGUUGCUUCAUAUGGGUAGUCGUAUUGUGGAAUAUAAGGUUUUAUGUCCAGAACGGGUGUGCCAUUAACCAUGUCAACGCCCAAAAAGUGUAUUUUGUUACCUAUUGAACAAUCAUGAAUAUGAAUAAAACUUUGAAUAAUAAA
This is a messenger RNA of Bombyx mori (domestic silkworm), 4924 nucleotides long. RefSeq lists its product as uncharacterized. The record is from RefSeq and is a predicted model, not a curated record. The transcript has 3 exons. Gene Ontology annotation, molecular function: carbohydrate binding; alpha-glucosidase activity; protein binding. Bases 460 to 3690 code for a protein of 1076 amino acids. NCBI's taxonomy places the organism in Eukaryota, Metazoa, Arthropoda, Insecta, Lepidoptera, Bombycidae. Gene Ontology annotation, biological process: N-glycan processing; carbohydrate metabolic process.